This is a messenger RNA of Schistocerca cancellata (South American locust), 1446 nucleotides long. RefSeq lists its product as uncharacterized. The coding region runs from base 547 to 1347 and encodes 266 amino acids. Lineage: Eukaryota; Metazoa; Arthropoda; Insecta; Orthoptera; Acrididae. The transcript is spliced from 5 exons. The record is from RefSeq and is a predicted model, not a curated record.
ACAGAGGAAAACUGCUUGACCUGCCUUAAGGCUGCGCCUUCUGUUAAGCCGGUUUCAACACAGGCAACAAAAGUAUCGCCACUGCUAAUGUCGAACUGCAGUUGCUUUGUAGUUGCAUGUGUGAACUCAUAGUUUUCGGUGGCGCCAUUUAAGAAGCGCAACUUUUGUCACGUCACAAAAAGUUGAACUUGGCUCUACUUUGUUGCCCCAUUUUGCCUUCUCCACAAUCGAAUAACGUCAUUCGAUUGCUACCUCGCGGCUGUAUUCAAACCUAUCUAGUGCGUAUUCGUUCGCAGAUAGUGCUUUUGUUUGUGCUUUUGCUAUUAAUAUGUCGAAAAAGUGAUCAAUAGCGACAAUUAUGAGAAUCUUGGAGGUGUAUCAAGAACGAGAAUGCCUUUGGAACCACAAACGCGAAUCAUACAAAGACAGAAAUUUCAGAGACGCUGCAUUAAUUGAAAUAGUAAACAGUAUGCGUGAAUAUGUACCUGGAAUUGAUGUAGCUACAACAAAAUUAAAAAAUUCGAAGCAUUCGAAAUGCUUACAUGAAUGAACAUAAAAAAAGUACUGAAAUCACUUAAGAGUGGUGCGUCAACAGACGGUAUUUAUAAACCAAGCCUUGCUUGGUUUGAAGCUGCACACCGGUUCUUAAAACAUGUAGUCGAGACAAGAGAGACGAAAAACAGUUUGUGGUGCCGGCUGUGGAAGUUCGUCGUCUUCUCUACGGUGGCGACCAUGAUGGCCAUGGGAGGAGGAGGAGAUGCCAUGGAGCUGGGAUUCAUGCACCGCUAUAACAGAUCGCAGUUGCAGCUGCAGCCGGCCCGGAGCCUCAGGAGCGAGGAGCCCGGCGGCCCGCCGGCGGUGCUCCCGUGGGACGAGCUGUUCCUCCCCGACGACUCGGCUCUGGAGGGCGACCUGGUGGAGCCCUACGGCGGUGGGCUGCCCGUCGCAGGAACCUCCCGCCAGGACCGCGACUCGGGCGUCAGCUACCAGCCGCUGUGCCAGACGCAGAGGAACCGGGUGGAGCUGAACGACGGCGUGUACGAGUACCGGCCGCCGCACUACCACGAGGUGCUGUGCCGGCAGGCCGCGGCCGCCAGCCGCGAGCAGCAGCAGCAGCAGCAGGACCGCGAGGCCGCCGACGCGCUCAGCCUGCGCGCCAGCUCCGUCGUCACCAAGCAGAUGUGCGUGCACCCGGGCUUCACGUGCGUGCAGCGCUACCAGAAGGUGUGGCUGACGCGCCGCCGCUACGAGUCCAGCUGCUGGGAGAUGGUGACGCGCACCGUGCCCUCCGGCUGCGAGUGCAUGUGGCCCGAGAACCGCUUCGGCGACAUCUCGCGCCACUACUGACGCCGACGUGGACGCCGCUCCGGACGCGCCGGGCGCUGAGCGUGUCCCGGGACACUCUGCUCGCGUAGCGCCCCUGCACUGUACCCGCUAGUCUCAAUA